AUGACACUUCUUCUAUUGGUCGUGUUGUUGGUUCAGGUCAUCUUUUCCACAACGACCCAUCCACACCAUCGCUCACCAACCCAUUCUGCCUCCUCCUCAACGACGCUGAAUACUCGAAUUCUUUCCCAAAGACGACACAAUUCCAAUCAUCAUAAUAUCCAUCUUGUUCAUCCAAUUAAUGAUGAGGAAGAUGAUGAUUUUAUGGAUCUACUCUCUGAUUUCUCUAAUUAUAAGGAUGCAUAUUCCAAGAUUGAAAAAGUACUUUCUAUUCACAACAAGCAUUACAGCAAUGAUCAAUUGACUUUAUUGAAUCGUCAAAGGAGUAGUACUAGUACUGGUAGUAAUAGUGGUGGUGGUGGUGGUCAAAGUGCAACAAAUCAUUAUAACACUCCUCCUCAACAACAACAAACCUCUGAACCACCUCUCUUCACCACUUUGGAAGAAGAAUCCGAUCAUGAUGCUACUACUACGAUUACAACUUCUUUUGAAAUUCCACAACAAUUUAUUCUCAAAUUCAAAGAAUCUGUGAAAUUGACUGAAAAGUUGAAACAAGAAUUUGAAAAGAGUACUUCCAUUCAAUUACUUCAAUACAUUCCAGAUCAUAGUUAUUUAAUCCAUGUCACACCUUCUCAAUUGAAUUCAUUAUUGAUACCCUCUCAACAACAAUCAAAACCACAACAAAUACUCUCAAAGAGUUCACCCAUUAUGGUUUCUCCAAAUCAUCAAAAUGUUCAACAAUUAGAUGUCUCUAAUAUCAUUUCAAAGAUCAUUCCACUCUCUCCAUCAUUGAAAAUUAAUCCAACUUUGAAACAUGAAAUGGAAAAUGAAAGAAUCAUUACCACACGAUGUAGUUCUUCUGGUAGGACUACUCCUUCUUCUUCUUAUGGUAAUGCUGGUAGUGGUGGCAGUAGUAGUACUGUUUCUGGUGGCACAUUGAUUCACAUUGCCUCUUCUCUUGUACCAAAUCCAUUCUUGACCUCUCAAGACAUUCGUGACAUUGCUCAACAAAUUCGACAAGUCUGUGAAAGACAAUAUCACAUGAAUGUUCGAUUUGUGAGAUUAAUAUCCAAUCGUAAAAUCAUGUUGAGUGUACAAUUGUGUUCUCGUUCUGAAUUGAAUACUUUGAUUGAUGUCUUGUCUCAUCAUCCAGCUGUGAAUUGGAUUGAAAGAUUUGAUAUGGAACGUGAUGGAUUCAUGCCAGAGAAUUAUCAUGCUCGUUUAUUAAUUCAAGGUGGUAAGAAAUGGAUGAAGAGAGGUGGUAGUAGUAGUCCAAGUGAUCUAGUUACAAUGACUCGUCCGAUUGGUGAUACUUCUCCUACUGCUCAUCGUCCAUCAUCAUCUUCAUCAUCAUUACUUGGUCCAUUCGAAGCUGUGGGAUUGACUGGAAAGAAUCAAACGGUGGCCAUCUCGGAUUCAGGUCUCGAUUUUGAUCAUUGUUUCUUUUAUGAUCCUCAGGUUCAAGUGCCAAUCCUUCACUCGAGUCAGACCAUCAUCAUCGGCACGACUAAUAAGCAACAAGAACAAGAUUCUUCUCUGACAGCUACUACUACGACUACGACUGGCAACCACCCUAACCGCCACAACCACGACUUGGAUGUUCUGAUUCAAAAAUUACAAUCUACGACCGUUACAACGACAACAACCACUUCUCAACAAAAAGAACACCGCAAAAUCAAAGCCUAUGUUGCCUUUAUGGAUUCUAAAGAUGGUGGUCAUGGCCAUGGCUCUCAUACUUCAGGAAUUCUCACUGGACAAUGUCUCUAUCCAAAGAGUACCAUUUGUAGACACAAUGGACUUGCACAAGAUGCUAAACUUGUCUUUUUUGAUGUUGGUUGUGAUUUAGAUGGUGGAUGUUCGUGUGAUUCUUUCGAUGCAUGUCCAUGUUACAUGUAUCCAGAUUCUAAAUGUCCAGGUGGAAACAAAUUGGUGACUCCCAUUGAUUUGUACAGUGGUCUGUUUGAACCUCAAUAUGCAUUGGGUGCUCGAAUUUCUUCCAAUUCUUUAGGUGGUGCCAUUGUAUAUGGUUACACACAAAUUACAGCAGAAAUUGAUAAAUUCCAAUACGAUCAUGAUGAUUUUCUAGUGGUAUGGAGUGCAGGUAAUUCAGGACAUAAAGGAUACAUGACCUUAACGGGACCAACCAAACAAGCUAAGAAUUCUCUCAUUGUUGGAGCUUCUACCAACUCGAUCGAGUCAUGGAAAGAGGCAUUGCAGUUAAGAAAUUACACAGAGAGAGCACUCUUUUGA
Naegleria fowleri is the source of this 2247-nucleotide messenger RNA. RefSeq lists its product as uncharacterized. NCBI's taxonomy places the organism in Eukaryota, Heterolobosea, Eutetramitea, Acrasida, Naegleriidae. The coding region runs from base 1 to 2247 and encodes 748 amino acids. The record is from RefSeq and is a predicted model, not a curated record. Gene Ontology annotation, molecular function: serine-type endopeptidase activity. The transcript has a single exon. Gene Ontology annotation, biological process: proteolysis.